AUGCAGUUGGAGUGUAGAAACAUCCACACUUGGGAUGAGUUGGCUGAAGCAUUUGCAAAGCAAUACAAAUAUAAUACUGACAUGGCACCAAACCGUACUCAGCUUCAAAGUAUGGCCCAGAAAGACAGUGAGUCUUUCAAAGAAUAUGCGCAACGCUGGAGAGAAUUGGCUGCAAGGGUGCACCCACCAUUGGUUGAUCGUGAAUUGAUUGACAUUUUCAUGGGUACCUUGCAGGGCCAAUAUUAUGAAAGAUUGAUCAAUAGUGUGUCCACAGGAUUUUCUGACAUGGUGAUCGUGGGAGAAAGAGUAGAAGAAGGACUGAAAAGUGGUAAAAUCCAGGGAGGUUCCAACAGUCAACCAAUCUUGAAGAAGCCUUUCAAAGGAUUCAAGAGGAAGGAGGGUGAGACUAGUGCCAUUUCUUCUCAGAGGGGGAGCCCACCAUACAAGGCACCUGCUUCUGUGUCUUAUUAUCAGUACCCUUAUGUAGCGGUUGCUCAAUAUCCAACCAUGCCUUACCGUCCAAUUGCUCAUGUUCCUAUUCCAGCUCCGGUACCUCACUAUCAAGUUCCAGUUCCUCAGUAUCAAGCUCCACAACCUCAGUUCCAAGCUCCUCCACCUCAACAUCAACAGAGAAAUCAACAGAAUAAUCAACCACGUCCAGUUCAGCAGCAACGACCAAAUCAACAGAGGCCAUAUCAGCAGUACAAUAAUGUGAAUACCACUCCUAUCCCAAUGACUUACACUCAAUUUCUACCGUAUCUGAUUCAGAAUGGGACUGUCGUGCCAAGGGCAUUACCUCCAAUGCCGAAGCCGCAUAAGCCUUGGUAUGAUGAGAAUGCUAGAUGUUCCUUUCAUGCUAAUUCAGAGGGUCAUACAACAGAGAAUUGCAAAGUGUUCAAGCUCCGGGUCCAAGAGUUGAUAGAUCAGAAAAUAUUGUCUUUUGCUGAUGUUCCAAAUGUGGGGAACAAUCCUUUGCCUAAAGAUGAUGGUUCAGGUGUCAAUGCUAUAGAAAGUUCAACUAAUGAUGGAUUGAUAAAGGAUGUGUUCAAGUUGAAGACUCUUUUAACAGUGGUCCAUGCUAGAUUGAUGGAAGCAGAAUUGAUGAAUGGAGUACAUGAUAAUUGUGUGGUGUGUUCAUCCAACCCUGAUCAGUGUGGUGAAUUCAAAAUUUGUCUUCAACAUUUGAUGGAUCAGCGGGUUAUUCAGUUCACUAGAGAAAAGAUUGAUGAGGAUGUUGAUGUGAUUGUGCCUAUAUUUGAUCAAGAGAGGCUUCCCAAGCCUUUUGUGGUCCCUUAUCAGAGAAAUGUUGACCUAGAGCCAAUGAAGAAGAUUGAGCCCAUGGUUAUCCAUGUUCCCGCUCCAUUCUCAUUUGACAGUACCAAAGUCGUGCCUUGGAACUAUGAGCCUGUAGUUUAUGUGGGUAACAAACCAGUAAUCUUGAAAGAGCCAGACGUGACUAACAUUGAUGGAGCUAGUGGUGUGACUCGAAGUGGAAGGGUUUUCGCUCCUGAAGUGAUCCCAAACAAAGAAAGUGCACCAACAGUUGAACCAACAAAGAGGAAAGAGGUGAAUCCUCCAGAAGCAGGAGAAGGCUCAUCUAAGAAAGCAGUGACUGCUGAAGAGGAUAGAGAAUUCUUGAAGAUCAUCAAGAAGACUUAUGCGGCAGAAGACAUCAGUGUUAUUCAGUUUGAUAAUGUGGUUGCUAAUCUCAAUGCUAAUAGUUGUUUGAUGUUCACUGAUGAUGAUUUACCCCCUAAUGGGCGAGAACAUAAUAUGGCGCUUCAUAUCUCCAUUCAGUGUACAGAUGUUACUUUGGCUCGAGUACUGGUAGAUACAGUAUCCGAAGAGGAAGAUAUUUUCGUCAGCCAUUUGACUUCUUUCAGAUACAUUGAAGUAGGUGAAGACAUUGUUGAAACUCCUCUCCAAGCCCUUGAAGUGGUCAAUGUGGUCCAGACUAAGCCGAAACUUGUCGAAGAACCCAAGGGGGUCAUGUCCUCGUGGAAGAGUGUGAAAUCUGCAAUUGAAGCUGGUUUCCCUGGAAGUUGGGGCACAGUGAUUGAAUUACCAGAGAAGAAAGAUAAGUGUGGAUUAGGAUAUCAGUCGUCUAUUGAACUUUUCAAAGAUCAGAAGAUACAUCAGGGAAAGGUUCCUAGCAUCCAGGAAAUAUUCUCCAAAGCUGGUUUCCGAAGUGAUGAUCAAGUGAAUGCUCUUGAAGAUGAAGAUCCAGAUUUGUCCAAGAUGGUAUUUCGUGGACCUCCGGAUGCCGCUCUCACUAACUGGAAGGCAACAGAUGUUCCGUAUAUAGUUUCUUUUUCAAAGUAA
Molecule: messenger RNA, 2322 nt
Organism: Lathyrus oleraceus (garden pea)
Lineage: Eukaryota; Viridiplantae; Streptophyta; Magnoliopsida; Fabales; Fabaceae
Exons: 3
Coding region: 1-2322 (773 amino acids)
Source: RefSeq, a predicted model, not a curated record